This is a messenger RNA of Miniopterus natalensis, 4310 nucleotides long. RefSeq names its product T cell activation inhibitor, mitochondrial (gene TCAIM). The record is from RefSeq and is a predicted model, not a curated record. Gene Ontology annotation, cellular component: mitochondrion. Lineage: Eukaryota; Metazoa; Chordata; Mammalia; Chiroptera; Miniopteridae.
UUUCUGUCUCUCCCUCUUCCAUCCUCUCUCUCUCUACAAUCAAUAAAAAACAUUGAAAAAGAAGAAGACCAUCUUUUACAGUAGUUCAGCGGGGAAAGCGUAAGAGGAAAACAGAUAAAGUUUGUCUUUAAUACACUUUUUAUCAUGUUGUCCUCAAGUCUGCUGUUAUCAUAUGGAAAACCACUCUUUGCAUCUAAAUUGUAUACUAAGGUCAUUUGACUGCUAUAUUUACUAUUUAUGUAUGUAUUCUGGAAAUCCUAAGAAUCAUUCCAGCAAGACACAGGACUUCUCCAGUGGGUGGCUUUGGCUCAAGGACUCCCCCUUGACAUGGCUGAGCCCUUCUUGGAACUGUGCCUCAGCCCAAGACUUCCUACCCAGCACCCCUUCCCCCUCUCCUUCUACAGGUCUGAAUCAUGGUCUAAAAGCUCUCCCUACCUUCUCCUUCCUUUCCCAAUAAUCCUCUUGCACAUCUAAUCCUGUCUUGGCCUCUGCUUUCAGCAGACCCAGACCAACACAGCAAACAACGUAUACGUAAAACAUAUUUACUGCCUUCAAGAAAACAGUGAUAGUCACAGGUGGGUAGGUGGAAGGAAAGAAGAACAAAUGAAAAAAUAUUAUUUACACGUUAUGGUAUUAUGUUCCAAAUAGUUUUUGUUGUUUUGUUUUUAGUGCACAAGAGGAAAAGACUGUUAAUAAUGAGGAUUCAAAAGGGAAGGUUCUGGGGGAAAUAGGCACAUUGCCUCCUGGCACAUAGUAGGUCUGCAUAGUAGGUAAUUGUUUAGUGAGCACAAUUUGGAUAGAUGGGUGUGAGGGACAGGGAGGAUGUGUUAGAGCUUAGACACCAUGUAGAAGAAAAGAACCAGUAUGAUCGCUGGAACUGAGGAUUUCUGUGAGGAGUGGUGGGAGAUCAAGUUUGAGAGAUAGAUUGGAAAUUAUCCUAGAGGACUUUAUAUACUAGACUAAGGCAUGAAUUUUAUUCUGCAGGAGUCGAAAGACCAUAAGUGGUGUGUUAGUAGGAAAUACAGUGAUAGUGGGAUUUUAGAGACAUAACCUGUGUGCAGUAUGGUUAGGGAGAGGCAGAUUGAUUCUGAGGCUCUGCUGCCCAGUUUUGUGAUGGUAAUUGGUAGCAGGAAAGUGGAAAGAAGGAGUGAUUCAAGGGACACUGUAAAGUGAGAAGAAACAGACUAACUGCAUAUGGAGUGGGGGUGGUGAGCUAGUUUGAGCAGAAAUGGACCUGAGGUUUUGUGCUUUGACAACACUGAGCAAAGCAGUACCACAGAAACAGAAAUGAUCCUGGAUUGAACAGGCUGCCUGCUCCCUUGCCUUUUGUAUCCAGGCUGAGUUUAGAAGGAAAAAAAUGACCUCUACUCCUUUAUGUCCACUGGUUUUACAAACUGUGUGGCACUCACUGCUUGUUAAAACUUGGUAGACUUAAGAAAACCAGUUUUGCAUUUUGGUUUCUAUCUUGUUCUGUGGUAUUUUGCAUGCGCAGUAAUUGUGAUGCUGCCGUCACUUUACGCACUGGGGAUGUGCAUGGACGUCUGCGCCUCAGCGAAUAAUAAAUCCGCAUCUUUUCAAAGGUUGUGUCUGGAGAAGGUGUCUCCACGCUGGUUUUUUUGUUCGAGAGCGUUCUCAGGAGCAGAAGCAGUCAAUGCCUUGAGGCCGUUCUAUUUUGCAGUGCACCCAGAUUUCUUUGGACAGCACCCCAGAGAAAGGGAAGUCAAUGAAAAUUCCCUUCAGAGGUUAAGUGUCUAUUUAGAAAACCUCCAGAAACCAGGCUUCAAGUCCUUGAAACCAACUCAGCUCACAUUUUAUGUGAGAGAAACAGACCAGAAUUCCUCUGAUGGCCAGGAACCCUUUAGUACUUUUGGAUUUCGAGCAGUCAAAUUUACUUUGCACACCAGAGAUCUGCUAAGCACAGUAUUAUAUAUUCUCAACUCCUGCAGUUUAUCAGUUGAACAUGUCCAAAGCUCAAAUAGCAGUGCGCAUCCCCAGCCUCUCAAAGAGGCGAAAAGGAUGCCUGACAGGCCCAUCAAAUGGGAUAAGUCUUAUUACACCUUCACUGGAUUCAAGGACCCAGAUGAAGACCUCGAGCACGUCUCGAAAAUGGAAACAACCCUAACAUCCUGGUUAGAUAACAAUGGGAAACGUGCUGUUAAAAAGCUGGAGAAUAGUUUGCCACUUAGAAAAGAACUAGAUCGUUUAAAAGAUGAACUGUCUCAUCAGUUGCAGCUCUCAGAUAUCAGGUGGCAGCGGAGCUGGGGCCUUGCCCAUCGCUGUAGCCAGCUGCAUAGUUUAGGCCGCUUAGCACAGCAGAACUUGGAAACACUUAAAAAUGCAAAAGGGUGUACAGUAAUAUUUACAGACCGGUCCGGGAUCAGUGCAGUGGGGCAUGUGAUGCUGGGGACAAUGGACGUCCAUCAUCACUGGACAAAACUUUUUGAAAGAUUACCAAGUUAUUUUGACCUUCAGAGGAGGCUGAUGCUUCUAGAAGACCAAAUAAGCCAUCUUCUGGGUGACAUACAGGUUGUUUAUAUCGAAGAACUGCAGCCAGUGCUGACACUUGAGGAGUAUUACUCUCUGCUCAACGUGUUCUAUAACCGACUGUUGAAAAACAGAAUACCCUUCCACCCUCGCAGUCUGCGUGGGUUACAAAUGAUCCUCAACAGUGACAGAUACGCUCCCAGCUUGCAUGAACUCGGGCAUUUUAACAUCCCCACGCUCUGCGACCCAGCCAACCUGCAGUGGUUUAUUCUCACCAGAGCCCAGCAGGCGAGAGAGAACAUGAAGAGGAAAGAUGAGUUAAAGGUUAUGGAAAAUGAGUUGAUUCAGGCUUCAACGAAGAAAUUUUCCCUGGAGAAGUUUUACAAGGAGCCCAGCGUGUCUAGUAGACAGAUGGUGGAUUGCUGCAAGAGACUUCUGGAGCAAUCACUGCCUUACCUACAGGGGAUGCACCUCUGCGUCUCACAUUUUUACUCCGUGAUGCAAGAUGGAGACCUCUGCAUCCCUUGGAAUUGGAAAAAUGGAGAAGCCAUGAAAUAGCACAGAAGUCCAUAUUAUUUUUUUAAAGAGAGAAGAAAGAAACUGUUAAAUUAAACUUACUUAAAUCCACAGUUUGCUAAAACAGUAUUAUUUACCUACUCCAAGAACAAAGUUUCUAACUGCUGCUUUGAAAGUAGAGCUAUUUUUAAAAAAUAAUUGCUGCUGGGAAACUUGUUUUAAAAAGGUUUUCUUUCACUCCCCAUCUUAUGCUGUUUCUUAUCUGACUGGCAAGACCAGGCAAAAAGCUGUUGGGAUGAAAGACCGUAUUUGUGGUAUGUGAGGGAUUGUACAGAGUUACAAAUCUAUAUUUUUAUAUGAGUGAAUGUGGGUGAGUACGCAACCCAAUUCAACAUGCAACUUCAUAGUCACAUCCCCUUGAUCAGUACAUGUACUAUGCAGCCAGUAUGGACAGUUGAUGUCCAGAACAGAACAUUGACGGGUAGCAAAAGCUGCAUAACCGGACUUUGCCCAACAGAAAGAAUGGAAGGAAAAAAGCCAUUGACUGAGUAUUUGGUAUUGAGCAUCUUCAGUGACAGAGAAUUUAGUUUUAAACCAUAAGUUUUCCUUCCCAUUGAAAUAGUGAAACCGUAGCAUAAAACCAACAAACAGUGAAUUUUUCUGAAUCAUUUAAUGAGGUAACUCAUUUGUUGCCGGGGAAAACACUACCCAGAAAAAUUCUUGUUUCCCAAAGAGUCCCAGCCAUUCAGGAUUCUCACCCCUCCCACCAGUGUUUGGAAUGCUAUUUCGACCACCGAGCCACCCCUGUAAACACAGGGCUUCUGUCUCUGCAGAUAUUUUUCUUAGGAUAUUCUUCACCAGAUCCAAGACCUCUUCAUUGUUUCUCAAGAGCACAAGGUGAGUCCUGGCUUGCGGCACCAUUUUUGUGGCCCUUGCUGCUGAAGAAGUGAGGAAUUUUUCCCCACAGUGCGUUAGAAAAGAAAGACGUUUAAAACCGUUCUCGAAGUAUGUUUUAAAUUAAUCUGAAACACUGGUUAUUUAAACUGGUUAAAUGUGUUUUCAAAAGAAAUACUGGUUUGUAGUUAUUACAGCAUGUGCAUCAUCCCUUCUCACAUGUACUUACAUUUUCUUCUAAUGUAACAGUGUUUCCAGAGCCAAAUGAUGGCAGAGAAAAGGUCCUUAAAGGUUACUUAAGAAAAUUUAUUGGAAAAGUAGGUUUGGAUUAUGUCAUUUCUAAAAUCAUUAGUAUGUUUUGAAUUGGACUUUGUCUCAGAACUAAUUGUUACGUAAUAAAUAAUAUAUUAAUCAGA